AGCUCUCUAGAUGCUUUUGGGGACUUCUUCAUUCGUAAUUUGGUGAAAACUUAUAAGAAAAGUCUGAUUCUUCUGGUUUUGGAAAAUGCUGGCCAACAUCUUGUAUAUUCUGCCCAUGCUAUUGGGGAGGACGUUCGAUGCCAGAAAUGAUCGUGUUGGAAUCGACAUAUUUCCUCAGUCUGAAUUGAGUAAAGCAAGGACAUAUCCAGAACCCGACAGCGUAUCCAAAUACGAAGUCACCGAAACGUCUGAAGAAGUACGGAAUCUUCUGGAGGUGUCUGCGGAUUUAGCGUUGAAAGUCAAAGCCGGAAAAUUGGACUUAAAAGGAACAGGAUCAUAUCUGAAAGAUACGUCAAAAACCGGCAAAGUGAUUGAAAUACUUACAAGGCUAAAAUUCACAACGGAGACCGUUGCACUGCCUCCUGACGUAACACCAAUCGCGGGUUGGUCUUUGAAAAACAAGAAAGAUUUGGGAACCCACUUUGUGAGAAGCAUAACGUAUGGCGGGGAGCUUCUCGCUUCUAUUCGGUUUAAAGCCAACGAAGAACAAGACUACGGCUCAAUCAGUUUAGAAGUUCAAAAUGAUUUCUCCGGAGGUGAUGCUGCGAGUUUAGUUGCCGAAGGCAAACUUGAAAAACUUCAGAGUCGACUGCGAGAAAAGGCAAGCAUGGAAAUAUCUUACUACGCGACAGUGCCAUUGAAGGGAGUCCCAAACACCAUUGAUGGGCUCAGAAAUUUAGUGACGGACUUUGGCAAACAUGUCACAGAGGUGAACGGUGGCAAGGGGGUGCCCAUUAGGGUAGAACUCAUGGAGCUGUCCUCGCUCAGUGGAGCCAAUAGUUCAGAUUUCUCUUUUCUGAAGGACAGUGCUCUAGAAAACGAACUGUCGGACUUAGAGAACGAAUUUGAUGAUUUAAGAAAAUCUCAAAUAGUGUUGACAAACUGGUACAGAAGUCUUCCAAUAUCAAUUGAUUCUGAGGAUGAGAAGAGGAUAAGCAGCCUUUAUACGCGAAUACAAAACGUUCUCAGGUCCUACUAUGACGUCAUUGGAAAACUUAACAUUGAGGCAGGACCCGAUGAGCAACUUGAACCAGCAAGGACUGCAUACGAAGAAGGGAAAUCUGCUUUGCCUGGGAAAUUUUUCAAGGAAGUCAGCAAGCUGCAGAGGAACAUCGUAAUUCAUAAUAAGAAGAUGUAUGGCACUGGAACAACCACAUACGUUCGCUGGGGUUCCAAAGAAUGUCCGAAAUCCCCCAUGAUAUUUCAGUUGGAGACAGGAUAUGUUUCUUCGAGCAUCAACAAGGGCACAGGUGGAGGAUCUGAUUACCUGUGCUUACCAGAAAAGCCAGACAAACAAGACACGCAACCAAGCUUCGAUGAUGAAUACAAAUCUUUCUUGGCUGGAGCCAAGUAUGGCUUACUUGAUGACCAUCCCUUCGAGAAUAAUGAUGUUAGGAAUUUUUACAUGAAAGGAAUUCCUUGCUCACUAUGCCAUCUUACGAACAGAACACUUGUCCACGCAUUCCCGGCAAAGACUGAAUGCCCAGAGGACUGGAUCUAUGAGUAUUCAGGUUAUAUGAUGUCUGGAUCUAAUUUACCAGGCACCAACAUUUGUGUGGAUGAAAAGCCCGAAUCUUACGAAAAACCCUCACAAGAGACGAACUCGAACAGUUUGACUCUCGUUCAUGUACCUGAAAAUGAUUUUGGAAUUUCAAAACCACCCUAUGUUAAAAAAGGCGUCUUCAAGUGUGUUGUUUGCUCAAAAUAAACGUGUGUGUGUUAAGCUCUA
Molecule: messenger RNA, 1789 nt
Organism: Uloborus diversus
Lineage: Eukaryota; Metazoa; Arthropoda; Arachnida; Araneae; Uloboridae
Exons: 9
Coding region: 86-1768 (560 amino acids)
Source: RefSeq, a predicted model, not a curated record